CAUUUGGUCUACAAAGAAGUGGAGAGGAGGCGGCAGCAAGAGUCUGGUGAAGAGUUUUAACCUCCUUUUCCUGUGCCCCGGGACAUCCCACUUCUGCAAAAAAAAAUUAAUAAUAAAAAAAUGAAGUCUCUGGUCAUCAAGUGCACAUGGCCUUUGCCAUUGCUGUUGUUGCUGCCACUGAAGCUGCAGGGGAACUACUGGGAUGAAAAGGAAUAUGAUCUAGAGCCAGGACUACGUGAAUUCUUUAGGGAAAUUGCGAGUACAGGGCCUACCAAACCACCUACCAAAGAAAGAAUCAUAGAAAUGAUCACUGUUGGCGAACGACCUUUGCAGGAUUAUGAUUACUGCAACUCUGAACUCAGGGCCAAGCAGAUUCACGAUAAGGGGCGCUGCUACCCAGAGCGCUACAUUGUAGGAAUGUCUUACGAAGAGCUGUCAAAAGCCUGUUACGGUCAACGAGUGCAGUGUAAGAAUGGCGUGAAAUUUUGCAGAAGAAGCAUGGAUCUAACAGACGGAGUGCGGUGUGUUUUAGAAAGUGGAGAGCGGAUGGUAGACUGCAUGUACACAACCAUCUACAUGACCGGUUAUCCAGUCGUCACGUGUCAAUGGGACAAAGAAUCCCAAGAGUUUAUUCCUAACUAUAUACAUAAUAUGUCACUGCCUGAGUAGCAGGAAAGCAUUGUACACCAGAAAUAUGUCUCUCCCCACCCUCAACAUUCUAGGUUUCUCUGAGCAGUUCUAUGUGGGAGUAGCUCACCCUUUAGAGACUGAUGCUGUUAAUCAAAACUGAGAAUGGCAGGUUUGUUCCAUUCACUCUGAUCAUGCACCUGCCUCCUUCUCUGUCCCCAAAGCACCAAAUGUCGGCCUGGGCUCUGAUCACGACACUCUAACAGGUGUUUCUAUAUAGGUCACAGAAUGAGCCAUGACGAUAAGUCUCCAGCAGACAGAUGCCAAGCACGAAGAGAAGCAGGAGGCUGGGUGUGUGAGUUCAGGUUAAUGCCUUCAGCACUUUGGAAGCUAAGCAGAAGUUCCUAAGUUUGAGGCUUGCAUGUGCUACCAGACAAAACAUAGGCAUAAUCAAGCAAGCAAACAAACACGCUUUGGAAUAGCCAUCUGGAGGUCAUCUAAACCUUUUUUCAUGUGAUUUUUCUGGUUCAGUGUGAAAAGAUAAAGUGCCUUUAAUCUGUGACUGUCUCUGGGGUGCCUAUGGGGGUUUCUAGGGCUGGAUGGCUUUUUACAUAAACAACUUCAACUUC
Molecule: messenger RNA, 1256 nt
Organism: Rattus norvegicus (Norway rat)
Lineage: Eukaryota; Metazoa; Chordata; Mammalia; Rodentia; Muridae
Gene: Rnase9
Product: ribonuclease A family member 9
Exons: 2
Coding region: 121-669 (182 amino acids)
Cellular component (GO): extracellular region
Molecular function (GO): nucleic acid binding
Source: RefSeq, marked provisional